UAAAUUUGAUUAUAAUCGUGGCUCAAUUUAGCCUUUAUCUGAGUCAAACGAAGCAGCCCGAGGGAAUAACGAGUGAUCUCGAAGGACAAGAACUUUUUUUAUUUAUUCAAAAUGUCUUCCAGAAGUGGUCCAAGAGCAAGUGGAACUGAUGGUUCUGAUUUUAGUCAUCGUGAGAAAGUUGCCUCGCAUUAUAAAGAUAGUGUGAAAUGGAAAAGCAAAUUAAAACUUAAUCUUUCUCUUCACCUUCUUUGCAUCAUUUUGGGAGCCCUGUGGUCUGUACUAGGUCAUUUCAAGGUGGUGCAGUUUCAACCACAAGACUGGCAUCUGGCUUGGCUCUGUACCAUAAUACCAGUCAUAUUAGGACUGAACAGCCUCCCAAAAAACAAACAUAAUCAAUUGUGUUUUUAUGUGAUUGGAUGUCUUCUAUUUGGAUUUGGUUCAAUGACCUAUGGAGCCUCAAGAUAUCUCAAGAUUCUAGUAGCAUAUGUGCAACAGAAGUCUCCUGGAAAACUGGACUUGAGAGGAUUGUCAAUUAAACUAGCAGUUGUUGGUUUGAUUGUUCAAAUGCAAAUAACUGCCUUGUAUUAUGCAAUAAGACUUAUUAGAGCAUGGAAGUCGAAGGGUGAGAAGAAAAACUCUUAACUGUUAAAAUAUUAAAAAAUAAAAUAUGAUUCCUGUACAUGUGUAAUAGGUUCAUUAGGCAAAAAUUACAUGCUUUC
Molecule: messenger RNA, 719 nt
Organism: Dendronephthya gigantea
Lineage: Eukaryota; Metazoa; Cnidaria; Anthozoa; Malacalcyonacea; Nephtheidae
Product: protein jagunal homolog 1-like
Exons: 2
Coding region: 112-642 (176 amino acids)
Biological process (GO): endoplasmic reticulum organization; vesicle-mediated transport
Cellular component (GO): endoplasmic reticulum membrane
Source: RefSeq, a predicted model, not a curated record